Symbiodinium sp. CCMP2592 is the source of this 3198-nucleotide messenger RNA. The record is from the annotation of a GenBank genome assembly. NCBI's taxonomy places the organism in Eukaryota, Dinophyceae, Suessiales, Symbiodiniaceae.
AUGUCGAAUGCACCCUCGCAUUGGGAGAAUGCAGCAAGUCCUCCUCUUCCGCCAUGGCUCCCCCUCAACUUCGUCAAUCGGGUGGAGGCGAUGGCUUUGGCGCACCAGGCGCACCAUUGCGCGAUCUGCCAGCUCUCUUGGGUUGGCCCGGCUGAGUCCUGGCAAAUACACGAGACUGGAAAGACACACCGCAAGCGACUUCUAAAUCCGCGAGCAGCCCCUUCAAGCGACGACACUCAGGCAUGUGGGCCUCAAUGGUCGCGACUGUCCCCGCCAACUGGAUCCAGAAAUCCGACGCAGUCUUCCGCCAUUCAAUUCUGGCCCUGGCCCGGCGACGACUCGACUUUCAACAAGCUCGCUGAGAGGUUCGUCACUCAUCUCUGUCAGAGGUCGACAAGGCAGGUUGACGAUGCCGCUGGUGACGCGGUGACCGAGACUGAGAUGCCUUCUGGGAUUCCUCUGGCUGUGCUCCGGGCACAGAAGGCACGUGAAGUCCAAGACCAGAUGCGCCGAUGCCAACAAGAGCCCGAUGACUUUGACGACAUCGAAGCUCUGUGGGGGUAUGCCAAGGAGAAGUUCGCCUUGCGUUCGGCCAUGGCAUUCAAUGCCAUCACAAAGUUUGCCCCAGCCACACUGAGAGCAAAGCUGGCUGGGCCUUUGCGUGUAGCCGCUUUUGGCGGGGGACCUGCCGCGGAAGUUUUUGCCGCCGUGGUUGCGAGAGAUCUGGCAGAUGGCACCAGCGCCAGACUUGCGGUUUACGAAUGGGUGGAGACGUGGCGCCCGAUCGUGGCAGUCGUUUCUAAGCUCAUCGGCGAAGACAUUGAGUAUCAUCAUUGCGACGUCUCCAAGUCCUUGUUCGACGACGCGAAUAGUCACCUGCAGCCCGCCGACCUGCAGUACGACUUGCUGAUCUUCUCGCAUGUUCUCUUGGAGUGUGGACGAGGAGACGGAGAAGCGCCACUGCAGUUCUUACGAGAUCUCUGGGGAUGCUGUGAUGGCACUGUUUUGGUGCUGGAUGCUGGGCAAGCGCGGGGCCGCGGCUGUCGCUCACGUCCUCUGGCGGGAUCACUGCGACAAGUGCAGAUUCUCGCGAGCGACAUUGACGCGGAGCUCGUACGCAUCAAUGGGGCAAGUAGAACAGACGGAGUUUUUCUUUGUCGAGGCGAACCAACACGGAGCGAAUCUGAAAAAAGCUCGCGUGCUGCCCAUCUUAUGCACAGUGCUGUAGGAGGUGAGCUCGCCCCAAGAGUUCUUUGCUGGAAAGUCAUCACGCACUGGAACCUAAGCUCAGAGGCAGCAGAUCCACAGUUUGAAGUGGGUGUGACCGAAGAGGACGAUGAGGCUGAGGCGGAUGACCAGGAGACCGACGAAAAGAUCAUUCGUCCGAAGCGGGAGAAGGCCUGCCUGACCUACACCCUUGAUGAGCAGUACGAGGACUGCUUGAAGAUAUGUGGCCUGUGCUAUUCUCUGUUCCAUGCAGUUUUCUCAGCACCUGAGACCAGAACACAGUUGUUCAAGGACGUGAAGAUAGAGCAGCCGGCCGACAUGCCCGCCUACACCAAACCGGAGUGGGCCACUGCCAAAACCAAGAUUUUUGAUAGGUUCCUGGAGAAAGUCCAGAAGAUGCUUGGAGAGAAGUACUUGCACUUCCUUUUCGGGCAGGUGGAAAUCGUGCGCGGGUCUCGACUUCAGCGUGUGUACUUCCUGGUGCCGAAGGCGAUCCGAGUUUUGAAAAACCACUCCCUGGUGCACAAGUGGCAAGAGGAAUGCCUCGUCAACGUGAAGCGCACAUCACCUGAGGCACAGAUCGAUGACUUUGCUGAUUUAGUGAACGGGGAGUACAUCUCCUUCGUUCAGAAGCAGUUCGACCUCUUGGGAAAGCCAUGGCCUUUCAACAGAGCGGGAGAAGUCAUCGCGCUUUGCAUCAAUUCGACGAUGCUCACAACUGCCAUCAUCAACAGCAUCCUGGUCUUCGUGUACACAAGCUCAUAUUCUGAGCAUUCUAUUCUGGAGCAAGACAUCCACUAUCCGAACCAGCUGUCGGUGUACAUCCUGACGUUCUUCGCUGGAAUCCACUUCAGUCUUUCAUUGCUGUGGCUUGGAUUCUACGUGCUUUCGUACAGUGGCUGGAUCAUCGAGACAAAGGUGGACAAGUGGCGUGAAGAGAAUCCGCAACUGCAGAGCCAGCUGAACAACUUGCUCUACCGGCUCAGCUUGCAGGCAAAAUUCUUCUGCGGCGACAAACAGCUCCUCUACACGUUGUUUCUGCUGGCUUUCUCCUUCCUUGGACUCUUUGUCAGCUUUCUCUUCAAUGCCGUCAACACAAUCGACCUGUGCAUGCGCAUCCCCAUCUUAGCCAAAGUGAUUGAGUCCAUGACACAAAGCGUGGAACAAGUCGCUGGCACCAUGGUUCUGGGCUUCUGCAUCCAGUAUAUUGCCGUCGGUGCCGGGUUCCUCCUCUUCAGUCAGGGCUAUGGCUUUGCUGAUAAGGACACCUCCGCCUGUUCCACCUUGAUGGAGUGUCUCCGCGCGCACUUCGACUAUGGGUUUCGCAGUGCACCGGUCUGGAGCGGUCCGAAGCUCACCUACACGCGAUUCACAUUCGACUACGUCUAUAAUCUGGUGAUCAUUCUGAUCAUGGCGGCAAUUAUUUCAGGAAUUAUCAUCGAUGCAUUUGCCGACCUAAAGGAGGAGCAGAAGAGUAUCGAGGAGAAGAUGAAGUCUAGUUGCUUCAUAUGCUCCCUCAGUAAGUCUGAGCUGGAGCGCAAAAGGGUGAAGUUCGAGAACCACAUCCUCAAGGAACACUACAUGUGGGCUUACGCUCGAUUUCUCUUGUAUCUGGAAGAGACUGAUCCAGCCGAGCUGAAUGGCCCAGAGAGCUAUGUGAAGCAGCAGAUCAAGGAGAACAACACCGGCUUCUUCCCCAUCGCGCGCUGCAUCGCCAUGGAGUCGAGUGAUGCUGGCGAAGAACAUCUUGAGAGGGAAGUUCGGGUGAAAGACCUGGAUGAGUUCAAAGAGAAGAUCAAUUCACUGGCAGAGGACACAGAGAUCAUGGUGCAAACCGAGCGGGGAAUGAAGGCCGACAUGAAGGAGCUGAGGGAUGUCGUGACGCAGCAGUCACAGAAAGUGCAGGCAUUGAACCAGCUUCUCGCAUCGGAUGAAGAUGGGGAGAAGAAGAAGAAAAAGAAGACGGGCUGA